CUGGCUGCUGCACCAUGGACAGGGACCUGAGUGAGGAUGACAGUGUGGCUGACCUUAGCUUUGAGGCUGAGAGUCCUGUGGCACCCCCGGCUGAACUGGAGGGACUGCCCAGCUAUGACUGGCUUCUUCAAAGGGGCAGAGGCCAGGUCUUCUUUCCAAUGUUGGAGGCCCCUGGGCAGCCCUGGGAGCCAGCGGCCUGGUCCUCAUUCCUGGAGCACAGCAGAGUCCCCUCGGUGACUGAGGAGGUGGCCCGCGAGGCCCUGCUCAGCUUCGUGAGCUCCCGGUGUUGCUACAGCAGUGCGGCUGCCAGAGACCUCAUUAUCCGAGAGCUGAAGCAGGAGACUGUCUUCAGGUAUCGUCUAGAGACCUUCAGUGAGUCCAGAAUCAGUGAAUGGACAUUCCAGCCCUUCACUAAGCAUUCAGUGGACGGGCCACAGAGCGGCGCCUCCCCCAGGCUUUGGGAUAUGAAGGUCCAAGUGCCUCCAAUGUUUCAGGAAGACAUCAGGAAAUUCCAAGUUCCCCACUCCUCUCUGGUCAAAGAAUGCCACAAAUGUCAUGGGCGUGGGUGCUACAAGUGCAGUGGCUGCCAUGGGGGUGGCAUGGUGAGGUGCUCCUCCUGCAGCGGCACCAAGCGCAAGGCCAGGCAGCCCGGGAAAUGCCGCAGGUGCUCGGGCUCAGGCAGGCGCAGGUGCAGCACCUGCUCCGGAAGGGGGAACAAGAUGUGCGCCACCUGCCAGGGGGCAAGGAGGCUGGUGCACUUUGUCCAGCUGGUCAUCAUGUGGAAGAACAGCCUAUUCGAGUUUGUGUCCCAGCACCAGCUCCACUGUCCUGCAGAGCUGCUCUCCCAAGCCAGAGGGGAAAACCUCUUCAGAGAUGAGAACUCUGUGGUGUACCCCAUUGUCGACUUCCCCCUGCGGGAAAUCUCUCUGGCUUCCCAGAGGGCCAUUGCGGAUCAUAGUGCUCUCCUGACCUCCCGGGCCCGCAUCCUACAGCAGCGUCAGACCAUCGAGCUGAUUCCUGUCACAGAAGUCCAAUACUGGCACCAAGGAAAGAAUUCUGUCUUCUACGUCUAUGGCACGGACCACCAGGUGUAUGUGGCAGACUACCCCCAGCGGUACUGCUGUGGCUGCACCAUCUUCUGACAGGCACACUGUCCCCAAGUCCACUAUUCACAUUAGCCAGGGGGACAACUGAGCUGUCAGUUCAUUCAUUGUUGAUGACGUCGGACAAUCCCAUGCAACCCUGGAAGUCCUUCCAGAAAAAUUAGCUAAUCAUUUGAUAAGCCAGAACUCUUUUAGAGUCCGUCUGGUGGGAUCUGUGUUUAUCCUACAAGAACGUACCCGCAGCGGCUGGGGAGAAGGCUCAGCCGGUUAAGCCCUAGCCUUGUAAGCGGGAGGGUCUGAAUUUGAUGCGCAGAACUCAUGUAAAAACGGUGGCAGGUGUCUGUAAUCCCUGGGCUGGGGAGGUUCACAAGAGGGUCCCUGGGUCUCACUGACCACCAGGUCUAUCCUAAUUGUCAAGCUUCAGGCCAAUGAGAGACCCUGGCUCCAAAGAGGUAGAUGAUACUCUUGAGGAAUGACACCCAUCAUUGUCCUCUGGUCUUAUCUCUCUCUCUCUCUCCUGUAGAGUGAGAAAGUGAUGUCAUGUGCAUGGUGUGGACUCUGCCUCUAUCCUCAGAGCUCAUACUCCUGUCAAGUGUGAGGCUUGGUGUUGCUGUCCCCUCUCUUAGCCUGGGCUUUAGUGAGGCAUGAUGAACAUGUUGAAAGAUACUCAUAAGUCAACUUCAAAUAUACGGUUCAGAGUGAGACCUUUACUUUUCUGUUCCACGGGUUGGGAAAGUCCUCAUUACCACAACUGGGAUGGCUCAAAUGUGUUCCCCUGGAAGGUUUGAAGAGGCCCAAGGGUGUAGACUUCAGUUGUCUGAAGGCUGGCUCAGGUGAAUGUCCUUAGUUGAUGAGGGCUGUCAGCUGGGAAGCCCCUCCCCCCCCAUGCAGCUUGGGCCUCUCAUAACAAUGGCAGCUG
Molecule: messenger RNA, 2022 nt
Organism: Jaculus jaculus (lesser Egyptian jerboa)
Lineage: Eukaryota; Metazoa; Chordata; Mammalia; Rodentia; Dipodidae
Gene: Ssuh2
Product: ssu-2 homolog
Exons: 12
Coding region: 15-1142 (375 amino acids)
Source: RefSeq, a predicted model, not a curated record